This is a messenger RNA of Trichoderma gamsii, 1500 nucleotides long. RefSeq lists its product as hypothetical. Gene Ontology annotation, cellular component: membrane. Bases 1 to 1500 code for a protein of 499 amino acids. NCBI's taxonomy places the organism in Eukaryota, Fungi, Ascomycota, Sordariomycetes, Hypocreales, Hypocreaceae. The record is from RefSeq and is a predicted model, not a curated record. Gene Ontology annotation, molecular function: transmembrane transporter activity. The transcript is spliced from 5 exons. Gene Ontology annotation, biological process: transmembrane transport.
AUGGAUCGCCACGACCGGACCAGCGUGUCCCCAGAGCCAGGUGACGAGAAGAUGCCCAAAGAGGUCCACUUAGAAGAGGCUGCUCCCGACAUUGUGGUGCCUCCUACUGGAGAACAGUCCCAGUCCGAGAAGAAACUCGUCCGAAAGACAGAUUUUGUCGUCUGUAUGAUGUUCGGAUUAUCAUACUUUUUUGCCUACUUGGAUCGUGGUGCUAUCGGCAAUGCUCGAAUCAUGGGUCUCCAGCAAGAUCUUGGCCUUUCCGACGAUCGUUUCUUCAACUGCAUUCUGAUUUUCUUCAUUGGGUACGCGGUUUUCGAAGGCCCUGCGUUUUAUUUGAUUCGUGUCUUCCACGCUCCAACUGUGUAUGCCAUAUCUGCUCUUAUCUUUGGCGUCUCCGCACUCCUUACUGCCUACGCCAAAACAUAUGCCCAUCUUCUUGUCCUGAGAUUAUUUAUGGGCUUCGGAGAAGCAACAGUGCAGACGGGGUUCGUGUACGUGUCCCUCUGGUAUCGUCGCGAAGAAAUGUCCGUACGAGCAAGUUAUCUAUUUGCAUUCACUCCUAUUGCAGGAGCUAUUUCGGGUCUCAUCGCCUACGGCGUUAAUCGGGGUCUGGAAGGUGCUGGGGGCCAUCGUGCGUGGCAGUGGUUGUUUAUAAUCGAAGGCGCGGCAACUAUGAUAUGGGCUUUCGUUAUCUGGGUUGUCCUUCCGGAGAUUCCCGAAAAAGAGCUAGCAAAGAAACGGCCCCUCUGGUUCAAGGAUCCGGAGGAACGACGCCUGAUCGAACAAGUUUUGGGCGCCAAGGUGCAAUUCUGGCAGAUCAAGACAGCCAUCAAAGACAUCAAAGUCUGGAUUAUGGCGUUCAUCGCUGCGACACACGCGACUGGUUUGACCGGAUUCUCUAUUUUCCUCCCGACAUUCAUCCAUGCAUUUGGCGUACCGCCGCUGGUCACACAGCUCUACACCAUUAUCCCAUAUGGCGUGGCCUUCAUCUCACUGAUCGCCGUGACGCGUAUAUCAGACAGGCUGGUCGUGCGAUUCAUCCCUAUGCUUAUUGUUACUGGUGUGGCUAUUAUAGGCUUCAUUAUCAUCCUGGCACAGACAAGACCGGCUGUCGGUAUAUUUGCCAGCAGCGUAGUGACUGCAGCUGUAUAUCCUGGUGUCGCUAUUGUGUCGGGCUGGAUUCCUAGCAGCAACGCCGGCUACACUAAGCGAGCUGCUGCCACUUGGAUCACCCAGAUCUUCUGUCAGGCAUUCAGUAUUCUGGCCAGCAGGAUCUAUAACAAGCCUCCUCGCUUUUUCAAGGGCCAUGGCGUGCUUUUGGGCUUUUUCAUUCUCACCUUCAUUUUGCUUAUUCUGAUGACAUAUUUGAUGAAACGCCACAAUCAAGAGAAAGACACUCUGGCAGCGGAAUUAGAUGCGAGAGGUGAGCGCAACCCGGACGAAAGCAAGAGCCUGGAGGAGCUCUGUGAUCAUCAUCCAUCAUACCGUUACUUGUAUUGA